ACUUAAGCUCUCAAAAGUUGGUAGGCGACAUAUCUCCUUCACUUGGGAACCUUAGUUUUCUUCGAAUUAUCGAUAUUUCAAACAACAGUUUCCAAGGAGAAAUACCACAAGAAAUCAGUCACUUGUUCAGGUUGCAAGUUUUGGUUUUGGCAAACAACUCACUGAAAGGACAAAUACCAUAUAACAUAUCAAACUGUCCAAAUUUGAGAAUCCUCCAAGCGAGUCGCAACCAAAUCACCGGGAAAAUUCCACAUGGAAUUGGCUACUUAUCAAAGUUGGCACAAAUAAGUCUUUACAGAAAUGAUUUGGAGGGAACUAUUCCACCAUCCUUAGGGAAUAUUUCUUCGCUGGAAGUACUAAUAGUGGGAUCAAAUAAUUUGGAGGGAGAAAUUCCGGCAUCAUUAGGCCAGUUGAAGCACUUGACUGUUUUUGGAGUUUCUGAAAACAAGUUAUCAGGGGAGGCCAAUGAUUUGAACUUCAUAACCUCAUUGACCAAUUGUAGCAAUCUGACAGUAAUCGAACUAAGUCAGAGUAAUUUUGGAGGUGAAUUGCCAAAUUCAGUGGUCAAUCUCUCUGUUCAACUUCAAUAUUUCUCUGUAGAAUUGAAUCAACUAUCAGGAAACAUUCCCCAUGAUAUUGGUAAUCUAAUAAGCUUAAAUUCCUUAAAUAUGCACCACAAUAAUUUAGAAGGAACUAUCCCUGCAACUAUUGGAAAACUUUAUAAGUUACAAGAAGUUGGUUUUGGUAAGAAUUAUUUUUCAGGGGAAAUUCCUUCCUCAAUUGGAAAUCUAACAUUGUUGAACAGUCUUUGGUUGGAGGAAAACAAUUUCCAUGGAAGCAUUCCUUCAAGUCUUGGAAACUGCGAGAACUUGGAGUUGCUUCACUUGUUUGGUAAUUCCCUCAAUGGUACCAUUCCUCAAGAAGUUAUCGGUUUGUCAUCUUUAUCGAUAUCUCUAAACCUGUCUAGAAACCGUUUCACAGGUUCUCUACCUCAGGAAGUUGGUAACUUGAAAAAUCUUGUUGAGUUGGAUGUUUCUAAGAACCAUUUGUCCGGAAAUAUUCCUAGCAGCCUAGGGGAUUGUAUAAGCUUGGACCACCUCUACAUGGAUCAUAAUAUCUUUGAGGCUGCAAUUCCAGAAACUUUGAGUUUACUGAAAGCUAUUGAAGAAAUAGAUCUUUCACACAAUAACUUGUCCGGACAUAUUCCGAAAGACUUUGCCAACUUAACCUUGUUAAGGAAGCUAGAUCUUUCCUUCAAUGAUCUCGAUGGUGAGUUGCCUGUAGGUGGUGCUUUCAGUAACAUCAGUGCAAUUGCAAUUGUUGGCAAUGACAAGAUUUGUGGGGGUAUCCAUGAAUUACAAUUGGCCAAAUGCCCCAAGAAAAAUCCGAGGAAAAAAAAUGUUUCCCUUGCAUUUAAGCUAGUAAUCUCCUUAGUUUGUGGUAUUCUAGGAAUAAGCUUGACACUAUCUUUGUUAAUCAUUUAUUGGCAAAAGAAGAAUAGAAAGCCUGUGCAUUCUCCAUGGAAGGGUCCACUCAUGAAUAUUUCAUAUGGAGAUCUUCUUAAAGCAACGAAUGGUUUCUCUCUUGCCAAUCUAAUCGGUGAAGGUAGUUUUGGCUCUGUGUAUGAAGGAAUUCUUGAACCCAAUCAAGCAUUCAUUGCAGUGAAAGUAUUCAACCUUGAAAAGAGAGGAGCUUCAAAGAGUUUCAUGGCCGAAUGUGAAAUGCUAAGAAACACUAGACAUAGAAAUCUUUUAAAGAUCAUAACUGCCUGCUCAAGUGUUGAUUACCAAGGUAAUGAUUUCAAGGCCCUUGUCUAUGAAUUGAUGCCAAAUGGAAGUCUAGAAAAUUGGUUGCAUCCACAAACAGAGAAUGAAGGCGGGGGAAGAUUAACUCUUUUACAGAAAUUGAAUAUUGCCAUUGACGCUGCUUCUGCUAUGGAUUAUCUUCACAACCACAGUGACAUGCCUAUCAUACAUUGUGACUUGAAGCCAAGCAACAUCCUUCUUGGCCAAGACAUGACUGCUUGUGUAGGAGAUUUCGGUUUGUCAAGGAUUCUUGUAGAAGGUGAUGUUCAAAACUUUCAGAAUUCAACCAGCUCCAUUGUGGUAAAAGGAACUAUUGGAUAUGCAGCUCCUGAGUAUGGCAUGGGAAGUGAUGUUUCAACCAAGGGAGAUAUGUACAGCUUUGGUAUCCUCUUGUUAGAGAUGUUCACCGGAAAAAGGCCAACCGAUGUACUAUUUACAGAUGGAAUGAACCUGAAUAAGUUUGUUAAGAUGUCUUUGCCCGAACGAGCAAUGGAGGUUGUUGAUCAUGAUCUGAUUUCAAAGGGAGAAGAGAAAGAGUCAUCAAUGCAAACAAUAAGAGUGAAGAAACUUGAGUUCUUAAUGUCAAUACUUAGAAUUGGAGUAAUGUGUUCCGAGGAAUCACCAAGUGAUAGGUUGCAAAUACAUGACGCUUUGAAGGAAUUGCUUGCAAUCAAAAACUUUCUUCUUAAACAUUAUGGAAGACAUAAGAAUUUCCAAAUUCCUAGGAACAAUAUUGAGCCUGGAAUUUUGAAGUAGCAGUAAAAAAAUAAAUAAAUAGAUAAACAAAAUCAAAAGGGACUUCGUAUGGCUUUUUAGCUCUGUUUUUGUCUUUAUAAAGACUUGGAAGUAUAUGGGAUUGAAAAGUCAACACUGCUUUUCUUUUUCUGAAUAAGUUAACACUGUUUCGUUGCGUAAGAAUAGGGAAGUGUUUGGAUGACUUCAAACGUUUCCUAUUGCAAUUCUCAAUUGGUACGUUGUCUGUAGAAACUGUUUCUAGAGAAAUAAAACUUUUUUCUUAUAUUGUA
Molecule: messenger RNA, 2830 nt
Organism: Ziziphus jujuba (common jujube)
Lineage: Eukaryota; Viridiplantae; Streptophyta; Magnoliopsida; Rosales; Rhamnaceae
Product: probable LRR receptor-like serine/threonine-protein kinase At3g47570
Exons: 4
Coding region: 669-2561 (630 amino acids)
Biological process (GO): protein phosphorylation
Molecular function (GO): ATP binding; protein binding; protein kinase activity
Source: RefSeq, a predicted model, not a curated record